Betta splendens (Siamese fighting fish) is the source of this 3638-nucleotide messenger RNA. RefSeq names its product nucleotide-binding oligomerization domain containing 1 (gene nod1). The record is from RefSeq and is a predicted model, not a curated record. The coding region runs from base 231 to 3053 and encodes 940 amino acids. Gene Ontology annotation, molecular function: protein binding. The transcript has 12 exons. Gene Ontology annotation, biological process: regulation of apoptotic process. Lineage: Eukaryota; Metazoa; Chordata; Actinopteri; Anabantiformes; Osphronemidae.
AACGCAGCACAUGCCUGUUGUGAAACUGUGGGCAAAAAUGAUGCACUCACGGACUCGCUGUGGAUUUCGCUUUCACUUCCUACAAUAGUUACAUCCAGCGGGCCGUGUUCUUUUAACGGAACCGUGGGUGUUUAGAAAGUCUCACCGUGGGCAGCAACGACAGUUACCCGUGGUUUGUUCCCAGUGAACCUCCGUCUGACUGCGUGCGAUGUGACUGAUGAGCAUUAACCAUGAGUCCGAUAGAAGAAGCCAAGGUUUCGUGCCUCAGCCUCCUCACGUGCCACAGAGAGCUGCUGGUCAGCAGGCUGAGGAGCAUCCAGUGCGUCCUGGACAACCUGCAGGCGUCUCACUUCUUCUGUGAAGAAGAUGUUGAGAUUGUGCAGCGAAAUAUGACCAAGGCCGAUCAGGUGCGAAAAAUCUUGGAGUUAGUUCAAUGCAAGGGGGAGGAGGCCUGUGAAUACUUGAUCUUCAUUCUGUAUAAAGUACGCGACGCAUACGUGGACCUCCAGCCAUGGCUGAAAGAGAUUAACUACGAGCCAAGUGAAGACAUCACUGUGAUGAAAGUGGUCAACACAGAUCCUAUUAGCAGAUACUGUGAAAAGAUGAGGCAUGAGAUGAGCCGGGACACCUGCUUCAUUAUGUCGUAUGGUCGGGAAGAGGAGACCCGUCUGGAACACCUCUACACUGACACUCUGAUGGAGCUGUUGAACGAGGGAAAUGAAAGCCUGGGCUUCGUGGAGAGUCUGGACCAGCUCCUCGGAGACCACGCUGUCUUCAAUCCUCAGGGUGAAACCAUCUUCGUGAUGGGGGACGCUGGCGUGGGGAAGUCCAUCCUCCUGCAGAAGCUCCAGAACCUUUGGUCUAAGAAGGAGCUGCAGACUGACGCCGUCUUCUUCUUUAGGUUUCGCUGUCGGAUGUUCAGCGCGUUCAGCAGGAAUGCAGAGCAGAUUUCCCUCAAAGAACUUUUGUUCAAACACAACUGUUACCCAGAUCAUGAUCCAGAUAAUGAGGUGUUUGACUACAUCCUGCGUUUCCCUGAGAAGGUUAUUUUUACAUUCGACGGCUAUGAUGAGAUUCAGAAGGAUCUGAGCCCGAUCAGUGACAACGAGGUGGUGUCUCCAGAGGACAAAGCGCACCCCCUCCAGCUGCUCGUCAGCCUGCUCUGCGGAAAACUACUCAAGGGCUCCCAGAAGGUGCUGACCGCUCGGACGGGGGUCGAGCUCCAGAGCAAGGUGAUCAAGAAGAAGGUGGCCCUGCGGGGGUUCUCCCCUCAGCACCUGAACAGCUACAUCAGCCUGCAUUUUAAGGAGCAGGAGCACAGGGAGCUGGUGUCCGUCCAGCUAAAUGCCAGCCCUCACCUCUGCGGCCUGUGCUCCACCCCGCUCUUCUGCUGGAUCAUCUUCAAGAGCUUCAGGCACCUGCACCGCAUGCACGACAGUUUCCAUCUGCCCGACACCUGCGUGACGCUCACCGGCAUCUUCCUGCUGCUGUCGGAGGUGUUCCUCAGCCGAUCGGCCCCGCCCGCGCCGUCCCUGCUGAAGACGAGGGCCCGUUGUACCUCGGAGACCUUCAAAGGCGGGCUCAGGGCCCUCGCUGCGUUCGCCAGGCUGGCGCUUCAGGGUUUGGAGAGAGGCAGCUUCAUGUGCGGCCAGGAGGAGCUGACUGCAUGCGGGGUUGCAGAGGACGACGUGCCCAUGGGCUUCCUGCGACCUGUGAGUGAGCAGGACGGUACAACUCCCAACUAUGAGUUCCUCCAUGUAACCCUCCAGUGUUUCUUGGCAGCGUUCGCUCUGGUGUUGGAUGGUCAGUCUGCUCCAAACACCAUUCUCAAGUUCUUCACAGAGUGCAGCAGGAAGAACGAGCAGACUUGUUGGCCUCUGGAGUUCUGUAUAUGCAAGUCCUCAAAAGCCAGCGAAAGCAACCCGUUCGCCACCAACGAGCACCUUCAGUUCGUCAAUCUGUUCGUGUGCGGUCUACUGUCCAAGGCGCACAGCAGCCUGAUGGGGCACCUGGCCCCGCCCCCCCUGCUGAGGAACAAACGAGCCUUGCUAAAGUCCUACCUGUCCACCAGUGUCAGGUGCCACCUCAGAGGUUUGCCUCACUACAGCGGCAACGAAGGCAAAAAGGUCCACGUCCUGCCCAACUUCCUGUGGAUACUGAGGUGCGUCUUUGAGACGGGCAGCACGGACAUCGCUCGGAUGACGGCGAAGGGCAUCACGGCGGGCUCCAUCAAGCUGGGCUACUGUAACGUGUACUCCGGGGACUGCACCGCCCUCAACUUCGUGUUGCAGCACCGCCAGAAGCUUUUGGGCCUCGACAUGGACAACAACAACAUCAGUGACUAUGGGGUGAAGCAGCUGAAGCCGUCAUUUUGUAAAAUGACAGUAGUAAGACUGUGCGUCAACCACCUGUCAGACAGCAGUGUGGAGGUCCUCGCAGAGGAGCUGUGCAAACACAAAGUUGUGGAGGUUCUUGGACUUUACAACAAUCACAUCACAGAUGUUGGAGCCAAGCUAGUAGCUCAGAUUAUCGAGGAAUGCCCAAAGCUGCGUGUUGUCAAGAUUGGUAAAAACAAGCUGACUGGUGUCGGAGGGAAGUAUUUGGCCAGUGCCAUUCGGAAGAGCACCUCCAUAUUUGAUGUAGGAAUGUGGGGGAACAGCAUCGGCGAUGAAGGUGCAGAAGCCUUCGGAGCAGCGUUGAGGCAUCAUCCGAGUCUCACCAACCUCAGUCUCUCAGCAAAUGGCAUCACAUCAGAAGGCGGCAGGCGUCUGGCAGAAGCACUGAAGGAGAACAGCGUCCUCAGGAUAUUCUGGUUGGUGGAAAAUGAAAUGACCGACGAUGCAGCUCCACACUUGGCCGAGUUCAUCCAAGCAAACACAGGCUUAACCCACUUCUGGUUAAUCAACAACCACUUCACUGUGCAUGGGAUGAAACAGCUGGCAGAGGCCCUCGCCCACAACACAAACCUCAAGGAGAUAUGUGUGAAGGGAAACCAAGUGUCCGAAGAGGAAGAGGAACAGUUUGUGGCGGAGAACCGGCUGCGGUUCCACUGAGUGGGCGCUACCAUCCAAGCUGUGUGUGUGUGUGUGUGUGUGUGUGUGUGUGUGUGUGUGUGUGUGUGUGUGUGUGUGUGUCUGUGUGUGUCUGUGUGUGUGUGUGUGUCUGUGUGUCUGUGUGUGUGUCUGUGUCUGUGUGUGUGUGUGUGUGUGUGUGUGUCUGUGUGUGUGUCUGUGUGUGUGUGUGUGUGUGUGUGUGUGUCUGUGUGUGUGUCUGUGUCUGUGUGUGUGUGUGUGUGUGUGUGUGUGUGUGUGUGUGUGUGUGUGUGUGUGUGUGUGUGUGUUCUCCUCUGUCAUGGCUGACACAACAUCUACUGAUCAUGUUCAUCGCUAACAUGGACCUGAUGAACUCAGUUAUUUGCUUCUUUGUCCUUGUUUCUGUUUCAUUUUUUAAAAUGAGAAUGUUGAAAAAUUCAGUCAGUUCACUGCAUUAGUGUUACAAAUUGAGGAAGCACAAGACGUGAACUUCCUUCUCCAUGAAAAUGUUGCACACUGUAAAUUUCAGAACAUCAUGUUUUUUAUGAAUGUAUACAUUGUACAAGUAACAUUAUUGUAUUUAUUAAGGAGCAUGUUUUACACAGA